AUGUCAACUGAAGAAAAACGCGAAAAUGAUUCAUUUGAACAAGAAAAUACAGAUUAUAAGAUUUUAGAAAAAAGAAUUGUUAGAAAAUGCGAUCUUUACAUGCUACCAAUAUUGGCCAUUACAUACGUCUUGGGCAUCAUCGAUCUUGAUAACGUAGGAAAUGCUGCCGUAGCAGGAUACAAUUACAUUUACUUUAAUACUACUCCUUAUAAUUAUAUUCUAGCCGUAUCAGCACAUUUUUUCGGGUUUAUUAUAUUCGAAAUCCCUUCAAACUUGGUGACAAAUAUUUUAGGGCUUCAUGUUUGGUUGCCAAUAUUAAUGAUAUGUUGGUCAAUAACGUCUAUGACUCAAGCUGCAUGUACAACUACGAUUCAGCUAGGCUUUGUUAGAUUUCUUCUAG
This is a messenger RNA of Dentiscutata heterogama, 400 nucleotides long. The record is from the annotation of a GenBank genome assembly. NCBI's taxonomy places the organism in Eukaryota, Fungi, Glomeromycota, Glomeromycetes, Diversisporales, Gigasporaceae.